This is a messenger RNA of Physcomitrium patens, 2454 nucleotides long. NCBI's taxonomy places the organism in Eukaryota, Viridiplantae, Streptophyta, Bryopsida, Funariales, Funariaceae. The record is from RefSeq and is a predicted model, not a curated record.
AAUACAACUGGUAUGUGAGCAUUACUUGCUGGUUAUCUGUAGUUCACCAUCAGACUUAAGAAUGUUUCACGUGUAUCCUUCUGCAUACAAAGGAGAUACGUACUUCGCUGUGUUGAGGUCAUCCAGCUGUCGAUAAUUCUCGAUGCGAGUGUUUGAAUUCCAUUGCAGUGUGCUUAUUAUCGACGUCAUGUGUUAAUGUCAACUUCGCUUUGUUUCUUCGAAGGCUUUCCUAUAUCAACUGGACUCUGUCAUCUUCUCUGAAGAUCGUGUUCACUUGACUUUGCGCAAGGUUGUGAGUGGCAUAAUCGCCGAGUCUCAAAGGUCUCAGGUUCUAUACGUUCGUGCUUAGCUGGGGAGAGGAUGAACUAGUCUUUGUGCGUUGUAAAUACAGAUCCAAUUGUCUGGGAGCGACCUGCAAUCUUUUUGUUUGAAGGGUACAUAGCACUUUUAUGUGGCAGCUUUAUAUUUUUGGCGCUGGUGGAUACUAACGCUGGCAACUCUUGGAGAGAAGUUGUUCCGACUCACAAUUCCAGGUCUAUCUCAGUGGGCACCACGGCUUUGCAAAGAGAGCAUCGCGUCCAUAUGAGCAAAGACUUCUACCGUGCAGGAAUCCAACUGUCCCGAUCUCUCUCUUCCUCUCUUUCCUUGCACGGUGGUCGGGGGGCCGCCCCCAGUGAAGGCGGUCGUCCCUCUGACCUAUCUGCACUUGCUGGGGGAGGUUUUCUCUCAAACUUUCACCACGGUGCUGAUCCUUAGGGGGGGGUGCUAGGGAGAAUUUUCUGCUCAGGUAACAGGAAGUGUCUAGGAGACUAUUCAACCUGCAAAAAUGUUGACGAUCAGGAGAGUGGAGACAGUGGUUUCCAUGCAACAGCAGCUGGACCAAGGCUCCGGUUGCGGUCGCGAUUGCCUUGGCAACUGUUGUAUUCGUGGAACCAAGUUACCCUUAUACACCUUUGGUUUGAAAGGACUUUUGUCUUCCAAUAAAAGUGUCCACGAUAUCGAUGAGAGCCACUGUGUACCUGACGAUGUUGGAUGUCAUGCCAACCCUCCGCAAGAAAACUAUUUCCUCGACGAACUACUUGCACAGUGGGAGGAUCGCAUGGAGCGGGGGUUUUUCCGUUAUGACGUGACAGCUUGCGAAACAAAGAUGCUCCCAGGGGAGUAUGGUUUCAUAGCACAACUGAACGAAGGAAGACACUCUCAAAAGCGUCCCACGGAGUUUCGGGUUGAUCAAGUUCUCCAGCCCUUCGAUUCCAAAAAGUUCAAUUUCACUAAAGUUGGCCAAGAGGAGGUGUUGUUUCAAUUUGGGCCAAGCGAGGAUGGUGUGAGCGAGUACUAUGAGAAAGCUUUAGUGCUUAACAGUCCCAAUGUGGUUGCCAUCAAUGUUAGCCCAAUCGAAUAUGGGCAUGCACUUCUAGUUCCUCGAGUACUGGAUUGCCUACCGCAACGAAUUGAUCAGGAUUCUUUCUUACUGGCUUUGUAUAUGGCUGCGGAGGCGAACAAUCCUUACUUUCGCUUGGGCUACAACAGCCUAGGUGCAUUCGCUACAAUCAAUCACUUACAUUUUCAGGCUUACUACCUGGUUGCUCCCUUUCCUAUUGAGAGGGCACCCACCUCUAGAAUAACUUAUGGCAGAAAGAAAUGUGGUGUGAAAGUGCACGAGCUCACUAAGUUCCCAGUCAGGGGUCUUGUAUUCGAGGUGUGCACCAGCUUGGAGGAUCUUUCUAUAGCCGUUGGGAAUGCCUGUGUUUACCUCCAAAAUGAAAACAUACCUUACAAUGUGUUAAUAGCUGACAGAGGCUCAAGAGUCUUCCUUCUGCCACAGUACUUUGCUGAACGACAAGCCCGAGGCGAGGUGGAUCAAGAGAUUUUAGAGACUCAAGUAAAUCCUGCUGUGUGGGAAAUCAGCGGCCACAUUGUGCUCAAACGAAGGACGGAUUAUGUCCUUGCAACCGAGGAGUACGCUUGGAAAUUACUUGCUGAGGUUUCUCUCUCUCGUGGGCGAUUCGAAGAAGUGAAGGUAAAAUGCUUAAAGGCUGCGUUCCACGAAGUUUCUGACGGCGAUGACCAUGAAAUGGCUGCAACUAAUGCUGAAUCUAUUAAUUUCAUGGCGAAGUUCGCCCCUUCGAAAGUCAAUCUUCAGUCUAAUAUGUUGGAUGUUGUUUUGAAUCAUGGAGAAGAAUUGAGUGUGGAAGGUUAAGAGCUCAGUUAUUAUUUGAACUCUUAAACAGUGCAGCUUGACAUGCCUAGGUUUUCGCUUUAUAGAGUACAUUACACCAGUCAUUGUGGUAAAACUUUUUGAUGCAUGAUAAGCUUUAUCGAUGCCAUUUUGAUAUUUUUACUUGCAACCCACAAUGGCCAAAUACUUUAACACAAUUUCCAGAGGAUAAUUUUGGUUUGGACUAUCUUAAUUUUGUUUACAAAGAUUAUAUAUAAAAAUUAGGAAAAUUGAAA